AUGUGCGGGCGUUUCGCUCUCGGACAGCAGCACAUCGACUUUCUCGAGGCGCUAGAUGCGCAGUACCCGCGUAUCUUCCGUCGGCAGCCUGGCGGACGCGCGCCGCAGCGCCUCCGCGGUGGAGGUCCACAUGACGAGGAGAAGCCGGACGUGAAGAACGAGGAAGCCGAGACUAAGCCAUCCACGGAAGAUGCGGAGGUCAAGGAUGAGAAGCCGCAGGCUGAGGACCUCGAGAGCAGCAAUGCGGCCGGCGAUGAGAGCGACGCGCCCAACGACCAGGAGGAAGCCGAGGACGACGACGAGCCCAAGACUGGCGACGAAGCUCCAAAGCCCUCCAAGGGCUCCGAGGACUUGAAGUGGCACGCCGCCCCUGCUCUUGGCUUCAAGUGGAAGCGCGAGCAGGACUUCUGGCCAAGGCGAGCUUCCGGAUUCACCACGUAG
Trichosporon asahii var. asahii CBS 2479 is the source of this 441-nucleotide messenger RNA. RefSeq lists its product as uncharacterized. The record is from RefSeq and is a predicted model, not a curated record. The transcript has a single exon. NCBI's taxonomy places the organism in Eukaryota, Fungi, Basidiomycota, Tremellomycetes, Trichosporonales, Trichosporonaceae. The coding region runs from base 1 to 441 and encodes 146 amino acids.